Blastomyces dermatitidis ER-3 is the source of this 372-nucleotide messenger RNA. RefSeq lists its product as uncharacterized. The record is from RefSeq and is a predicted model, not a curated record. The transcript has a single exon. Lineage: Eukaryota; Fungi; Ascomycota; Eurotiomycetes; Onygenales; Ajellomycetaceae. Bases 1 to 372 code for a protein of 123 amino acids.
AUGGAUACCUCCCCUAGCCGAUAUGAACAACACCCUUCUCUGCUACCUGAACCGGAAGGUAUGCAGAACCUCCCAGAGGGAUUACUCGAAGCAGUAAGAAAAGCGGCUGAGACAGCUGAACUGGAAUUGAAGCUCCGUACGCGUACAAGGAUUCUAAAUGAAAUCAAGGCCUUGCAUACACAGUGGCAGGCCGAGGUGGAGGCCAAACAACAAUUGACAUUCACUGUGAACCAAGCAUCCACUAUGAAGAGCUUCGCCGACGCAAUUGCCAUCAUCAAUAAGGAUAGAGAAAACCAGAUCUUAGGCCUGCAGCAGGAGAUUGAAUGUUUAUGCAGACAGGUGACUAUGCUGAACCUGGAGGUCCCAUCAUAA